Octodon degus (degu) is the source of this 534-nucleotide messenger RNA. Its product is annotated as transmembrane protein 203-like. The record is from RefSeq and is a predicted model, not a curated record. The transcript has a single exon. Gene Ontology annotation, cellular component: endoplasmic reticulum. Lineage: Eukaryota; Metazoa; Chordata; Mammalia; Rodentia; Octodontidae. Gene Ontology annotation, biological process: intracellular calcium ion homeostasis. Bases 1 to 399 code for a protein of 132 amino acids.
AUGCUCUUCUCGCUGCGGGAGCUGGUUCAGUGGCUGGGCUUCACCACCUUUGAGAUCUUCCUGCACUUGUUGGCCCUUUUGGUGUUCUCUGUGCUACUGGCACUCCACAUGGAUGGCCUGGCCCCUGGCCUUUCCUGGUGGAAUGUGUUCGUGACCUUCUUUGCUGUGGAUGGGCUCAGCACCUUCGUGUCUCUGUGUCUCUUCCAAGACGGGGAGAAGCGGCUGGCUGUGCUGCAUCUCUUCUGGGUCCUCACAGUUCUUAGCCUCAAGUUUGUUUUUGAGAUGCUGCUGUGCCAGAAGCUGGUAGAGCAAACUCGAGAGCUCUGGUUUGGCCAGAUCACAUCCCCAGUUUUCAUUCUUCUGCAGCUGCACCUGAUCCGUGCCUUUCAGGUCAACUAGCCUCGGGCAGGAACCAGGGAACAAGCAUUGCACAGCUGGAGUACUAGUCCUGGACCUGAGGCCCUGCUUGAGCUACACCGGAAGAGAGGUUUUGGUCUCAAGGCAGAGCUUGCUUGCGCCUGUCUGAAUACCCAG